Messenger RNA from Protopolystoma xenopodis, 2880 nucleotides. Lineage: Eukaryota; Metazoa; Platyhelminthes; Monogenea; Polystomatidea; Polystomatidae. The record is from the annotation of a GenBank genome assembly.
AUGCGAUUGGAGCAAGCGGGACGGGUACCGCAGUGGGCUAUCUUUAGGCUAGGCCCGCGAGGCCGUGUUGAGAUGACACAAUUCUCCGAACCUGAAUCACCAGGUCAACAGCGCCAGGAUCUCGAGUACGACACUGAGGGUCGGCUUAUGAGAAUGAUUACUUUUCAAUCACGAUCUUUAGCUAUUGCGAACCCUGGGUUUCUGAGUUCAGAAUCUUUGGGCUUGGCAAGCAAAGAGAGCAGACGCGAAGUUUCAUUCACAUAUGACUCUCGGGGUCUGCUGCAGCGUAGAGGAGACUGGAAAUAUAUCUUUGAUGAUGAUGGUUUUCUGAUUGAGCGCCGAUUAAUCGAUGCUUCUCUCAUAGACCGGUUUUCUUACAAUAGCAAAGGGCUGCUCAUCUUAGCCGAACGUAGUCUGACUGCCCCUAUAACAGCGACUGCAGCUACAUCCUUUGGAACUGGGCGUCGUCGCAGCAUAGUUGAACCCGAUGGUUUAGAUCAAUGUGGACAGCUUCGUCCUUUUCGCAUACAAUUUUUUUAUGAUGCCGAAGAUCGUUUGGUUGUGGUGCGCGACAUCCUGGCUGUGAAGGAUUCCGUUCAGUACGCUUAUGCUGACCUUUCCAAACCCGGUCGAGUCAGCCAUCUCGUACACCACAGUCGUGGUCUUGUCUACACGUUCUACUAUGAUGAUAUGGACAACGGCCAUCUUUUCGCUGUUGAGAAGAAGCCUUUAAAUCUGCCUCCAGCCAAUAUUGAACCCGAUAUCGGGAGAGAACUAGCUGGUUAUUCUGGUCAAAAUGCAGACAGCGCUGAUGAUGUAGAAGAAGGGGGCCAUCCGCCCGAAGAAAAUGACCUAAUUGGUCAAUUUUCGAAAGACAAAACCUUUUUACUUUGGCAACAGCGCAACGAAGCGCAUGCCUCUCAAUUGGCAGCUAGGCCGUCAACUCCUGGAAAGAUAUUUUUCGUUAUGAGCAAUCACGCAGGUUCUCCGAUUGCUGCUUUUACUCGUCAGGAUAAGGGCACAUCCUUGGUCUGGGCGGCUGAGUACACUCCAACUGGUGCCCGCCGUAUAACGACACACCGGUUUGGAAGGGCAGCUAAUUCCCGGUUAGCCGGAUAUCAGCAUUUAUGGUCCGCAAAUCCUGGAUCCAGAACAGCCACUGCAUCGUCUGCCUUUGGAGCCAGGGGACAUGAUUGGCUUGAAACUGAAGCUGAGGCCAGCUCACCGCUUCUUCCCUUUGGUCACCGCGGCUUUCUCGUUGAUAUUCACACUGGUCUAGCUUUUUUCUCUGAUCCCAAAGGCCGACGGUUGCCUCGUGCAUUCGACACCUUAUCGGGUAUUUUCACGACGCCCGACUGGGCUGGAAUGCCGACUCGGCGACUGGCUAGACUACAUGCUGCUCCUCAAGUUCUUGCCAGUCAUCAAUGGCAUCCAGAAGUUGAUGACGAUGACACAGAUGAGACAAACGAGUUGGAACUUGAGGAUGAGGAUUCAAUAUAUUCUGGGGUUUCUGGAACAUCUGGAACUGCUGCAUCUUCUACCUCAUUUAGCUCCGGAGCAACUGGCUUGGCCUGCCCGAUCGACCGAUUUCGCUGGGCUGCUCAACAGCCGUCAUGGUGGCUGAGACAGACUGGCUUCCGUCUGGACCGCUUGCUGCCUCAAAUAGAUUUCCGGCUAGCAAUGAGCAAAUCACUCAGCUAUGUCGAUUCGGAUGAGGACAACACGGAUAGUAGUAGCACUUUAGCGAUUAAGCCAGCAGAAUGGACGAUGUCUGUACCAAUUACGGAGUCGCACUCUGCUCAGACUGGCGUUCUGCGCGCAAACGAGAUGACAGAGUCUUUAGCUUGCCUAGUCGAAGGGAUGAAUCAGCGUUUUGAAGAAGUCAGUGUUGUACAAGCCAGCCGAUUGACGCCCGGUGGCAAGAGGGGAGCUGGUCUUCCGUCCUACUUUCUGCCUCCUGGUGAAAGGAUAUCUCAAGGCGCCCAGGGUCUGCUACGAUUGGCUACUUCCGGGCCUUUCCUUGGACCUCAGGUUCGAUUCACUCUUUCACCAUGGGGCGAGCUUCAUCUGCUUCAGAAUACUCCAACUACUGGCGAAAAUUACUCUUAUAUAAGCAAGUCUUCAAGGCCUCGACGUGGUCGAGCCAAAUCGCCGACUAGCUUCUCUGAUAAUAGGGGGGGUUCUGUCUCUUCCGACCUAUACCCUACUGGUUCUCAGGAUCUAAAUUCCCUUGACCUGGCUAAUCAUCUGUUGUUUGGUGCUCGUCUAUUAGAUUCAUGGACCGAGUUUGCUACAUCAGCUGGACUACCAUCGGAACAGACGCCAGUUACACCUUCCUCUUCGGCUUCACUUAUCGCUUCUUACUCAUCCUCUCCCUUGGGUGCCGCUCCCGCUACCCUCGCUUUUCAGACCUCAAAUGUCGGAACCGUUGUAGGUACUAGCUCUAAUUCGGGGCAUGUAAGAAAUCGGCCUGGCCGACUUAUACAACUAUUCGCCCGCGGUUUCGAACCAUCUGACGAUGCUCUUGAGGCCUAUGAUUUUGAAAAUGAUAAUGUGGUCAAUAUGGCUUAUGGAAUAAAUUCUGCUAGUUCUACCGACAAUGACGCCACUGUCGAAGAAGAGGCACCCGACCCGAGCACCUAUAAAUCGUUCACAUCAUCUUCUGCGACGUCAUCAGCAUCGGAUUCUUCUGCAUACUUGACCCAGUCCAGACUCAUAUAUAGAGCUGGUACUCGACGCACCUUGUCCCUCCGGCCAAAAGAGGGUUUCAGUCAAGCCAUGCAGGUGCUUCGGGCGCUAGGAUUGGAUGAUUGGGCAAGACGAGCACUGCAAGACUAUCCGAUUGGCGACACCGUAAAAGAAAUCGCCUCGACCAGGUAA